AUGAGGGAGGACUACUACGAUAGCAUGCCAAUAAUCGAAGUCGACAAGCAGAUCGACCAACUUCUGGAUAACCCAGGCGUGGACUCUUCGGAUGGACAUCGGCCGACGGAUCCAGGUCACAAAGGACAUGAUCGCACUUUGCGGGCUUUGGGAGCCGACCCGCCGAGGGAAGAGGUUCGACUGGAACAAGGAUAA
Messenger RNA from Eremomyces bilateralis CBS 781.70, 195 nucleotides. RefSeq lists its product as uncharacterized. The transcript is spliced from 2 exons. The coding region runs from base 1 to 195 and encodes 64 amino acids. NCBI's taxonomy places the organism in Eukaryota, Fungi, Ascomycota, Dothideomycetes, Eremomycetales, Eremomycetaceae. The record is from RefSeq and is a predicted model, not a curated record.